AUGUCUGAAACAACACCAACUACUGAAGUACCAACCACCUCUGAAGCAGGUGAAGAGAAAAAGAGCAAAAAAGCUCUUAAUAAAGAAUUAAAGAAACAACAAAAAGAAGAGAAAAAGAAUGCUGCCAAGGCUGCCAAGCCACAACAACAACAACAAGUUGUUCAAAACCCAUUGGAAACCUCUGGUGACAACUUUGGUAGAGCUCCAAUGAAUCAAUCACAAAAUAGAGCCGGUAAGAAAUACACACCAGUCGAAAGCAUCAACCCAUCUUUGAAUGGUGAGAAGGUUUUGGUUAGAGCACGUGUCCAUUUGGCAACUGCAACUGGUUCAUUGGCAUUCAUGGUUUUGAGAGAUGCCAUGCACACCAUUCAAGCUGUUUUGUCGGCUGCCGGAAAUGGAAAGCCAAUGGUCAAGUUUGCUGGUGCCAUCCCAAAGGAAUCGAUCGUCGACAUGGAAGCAACCGUCAUCACCACCAAAGAGCCAAUCAAUCGUUGCACUCAAAAGGAUGUAGAACUCCAAGUUCUCUCACUCUUCAUUGUUUCCGAGGCUCAGCAAUUGCCAUUGCAAUUGGAAGAUCUCGCUCGUCCAACACACGAGUUGGAACAACAAAAGAAGACCAUCGAGGAGUUGGAUGAGAAACUCAAGUCAUUGACACUCUCAGAGGCCGAGCGUUCAGAUCUCGAAAAGAAAAAGGGAGAGGCUAACAAAUACGCAGAGGUAUUGCUCGACACUCGUCUCAACAACCGUGUUCUCGACUUGCGUGUACCAUCUCACCAAGCUAUCUUCAGAUUGCAAUCGGCUGUCGGUAUGUUGUUCCGUGAGUACUUGCACUCCAACAACUUUGUUGAGAUUCAUACACCAAAGAUGAUCUCAUCGGCCAGUGAGUCUGGUGCAUCGGUCUUCAAGUUGGGAUACUUUGACACCAAUGCCUACUUGGCUCAAUCACCACAGUUCUACAAACAGAUGGCUAUCUGUUCCGAUAUGGAGCGUGUCUAUGAGAUCGGUCCAGUUUUCCGUGCUGAGAACUCAUUUACCCAUCGUCAUCUCACCGAGUUUGUAGGUUUGGAUAUUGAAAUGUCGUUCCGUGAGCACUAUCACGAGGUUUUGGACGUACUCGACAAUUUGAUGUGCUCCAUCUUUGAGGGUUUGGAAACUCGUUUCGCCAAAGAGUUGGAAACCAUCAAGGCUCAAUACGGAUAUGAACCAUUCAAGUUCACCCGUCCAUCACCACGUUUCACAUUCGACGAAGCCGCCGCCAUGUUGAACGAGAUUGGUGAAACCGUUGUUGACAACGAUAUCAACACCACUCAAGAGAAACUCUUGGGUAAGAUCAUCAAGAAGAAAUACGGAGUCGACUUUUACAUCAUCGAUAAAUUCUACCGUACCGCUCGUCCAUUCUACACUAUGCCAGAUCCAAACAACGAACUAUUGGCCAACGCCUACGAUCUCUUUAUGCGUGGAGAGGAAAUCUGUUCCGGUGCCCAACGUAUUCACGAUGCCAAGAUGCUCGAAGAAAGUGCUGCCAAGCAUGGUAUCAACAUCCCAUCGAUUCAAGCAUACAUCGACGCAUUCAAGUACGGUGCUGCUCCACACGCCGGUGGUGGUGUAGGUUUGGAACGUGUUGUCAUGUUGUAUCUAGGUAUCGGAAAUAUUAGAAAGACAUCUAUGUUCCCACGUGAUCCAAAGAGAAUCGCUCCAUAA
Molecule: messenger RNA, 1701 nt
Organism: Heterostelium album PN500
Lineage: Eukaryota; Evosea; Eumycetozoa; Acytosteliales; Acytosteliaceae
Gene: aspS1
Product: aspartyl-tRNA synthetase
Exons: 2
Coding region: 1-1701 (566 amino acids)
Biological process (GO): aspartyl-tRNA aminoacylation
Cellular component (GO): cytoplasm; cytosol; aminoacyl-tRNA synthetase multienzyme complex
Molecular function (GO): RNA binding; aspartate-tRNA ligase activity; ATP binding
Source: RefSeq, a predicted model, not a curated record